This is a messenger RNA of Maudiozyma saulgeensis, 1629 nucleotides long. The record is from the annotation of a GenBank genome assembly. Lineage: Eukaryota; Fungi; Ascomycota; Saccharomycetes; Saccharomycetales; Saccharomycetaceae.
AUGUUAGUAUCGAGAGCCAAUAGAGCCAUUGCAAGGUAUAAUCGUCAUGGUGAAUGGCUAAGUAGAUUUGUACACAGACCUUAUAUUUCAAAUGCAAAACAAAAUACCUCACGUCAUCAUUAUACUACAUCUUCACAUUUAAGUAAGCAUCUUUUUGUUCGUAGUACCAAAUUUUCAAAGGAUUUAGGCUGGGCUUUAUUAGGAGGAUCCGGAUUGAUGUUAGCAUCUUAUUCAUGGUUAACUUCGUCACCAAUUUCAUUAGAUGCUGUAGAUGGCAUAAAUCAUUAUUCUACAAAGGUCUCUAAUAAGAGUGAUACAAUCACUUUGUUGACAGACUCUGAAAUAAAUAAGAAAUUACGUGGUUUGGAACAAAGCUAUAUCGUUAACAGAAAUAAAGGGAUAUCUCGUUACGAUGUUGCCCAACUUCCUUCAAAUAAUCCAAUAGAAGAUAAUCAUAUAGAACAAGUAAUCACUGUUCCAGUAAAGGACAGUGAAGAAGAUUUAUAUUUUUUUGGUAUUUUUGAUGGUCAUAGUGGUCCCUUCACGUCGGCGAAACUAUCAAAGGAUAUGGUAAGAUAUGUAGCCAAACAACUAUCACCAUUUUAUUCAUCACAGAAGAGUGAAGGCUCUAGUGAACAAGUAGAUUCUGCCAUUAGUAAUGCAUUCAUCCAAUUAGAUCAAGAUAUUGUUCAAGAAUCAUUUAAGCAAUUAUUUAAGGAUCCAUCUCAAGAAAACAUGGUUAAUGUAUUGCCCGCUAUAUCUGGAUCUUGUGCCUUGUUAUCAUUAUACAAUUCUAAAAAUUCGACUUUAAAAGUAGCUGUCACUGGUGACUCUAGAGCAUUGAUUGGUGGUUUAGAUGAAAAUAACAACUGGUUUGUCAAGGCUUUAUCAAUCGAUCAAACAGGUGAUAAUUUAGAUGAAGUUACAAGGAUACAAAAUGAACAUCCUGGAGAACCAAAUGCUGUUCGUAGAGGGAGGGUAUUAGGUUGUUUACAACCUUCUCGUGCCUUCGGUGAUUAUCGAUACAAAUUAAAGGAAGUAGAUGGUAAAAAAUUAAGCGAACUUCCAGAUCAUGUCAAAAUAUAUUUUAGAAGUGAACCAAGAGAUUUGCUAACACCUCCUUAUGUAACCUCAAAACCCGAAAUCACUACAACUACUAUUCGAAAUAAUGUAAAAUUUAUGAUAAUGGGUUCUGAUGGUUUAUUUGAAUUAUUAACAAACGAAGAGAUUGUCGGUCUAGUAGUCAAAUGGCAAGAGCAAUUCAUGAACCAAAAUCAAAACGAUAAGACCAAUGUAACACGAAACGGUAAAUUACCAUCAGUGAAAGAUCUUACAUCGGAUAAAUCAUCACAAAGACCUGCAUUUAGGUACAAGAAAAACAACAAUUCAAACACAACAGACUAUUUAUUAGAAGAUUCAAAUGUUGCUACACAUCUAAUUAGAAAUGCACUUAGUGCAGGUGGUCAAAAGGAAUACGUGUCUACUUUAACCAGUAUCCCAUCACCAAUGAGUAGAAAAUAUAGAGAUGAUUUAACUGUUACAGUUGCAUUUUUUGGAGAGUCUGAAAAGAAAGAUGGUUCUCUAGAGAUUAAUCAUGAGGCCACCGCUCCACCAAAACCAAAAUUAUAA